AUGGCUAGACCUUUACUUAAGUUCCUAUUAAUUACAACUUUAAUUGUAUCAGUCCAGGCAGAUGUAGGUAUCAUAUUCAACGAAUUACAAGUCCAUAAAGAUUUGGAAGUCCUCCUCAUAGAUAUUUUAAACGGCUUGAUCAGAAACGAUGCGGUUACUUGUCUAACGAUAGUUUGCGAUGAUGUGUAUUUAAAUGUUUUUGAAGGAGCCCUAUUCAAACGGACUUUAAAUGUGCCGUAUAAUAUGAUUGUAGUGGAGGAUUAUGAAGAUUUGUUGUCACCGAAUUUCAGUACUUUAGAAUCUUUGAUGCAGGCGAGGACUGAUGGGUGCAACGUUUAUGUUAUUUUAAUGGCUAAUGGUUUACAGUUGACUAGGCUUCUGAGAUUUGGAGACAGCACCAAAAACAAAGCUUGGUUCGACCUUUCAACGGUUCCGUUUCCGAACCCUAUAAAAGGAAUUUUCAUAUCGCGACGUGUAGACAUAUGGAAGAACGGGAAACUACACUAUGGCAGAGACCUAUUUGCGGAUAAAACUAGAAAUUUGUAUGGUGAAAUUCUAAAUGUGGUAUAUUAUGAUCAUUUACCAUCUGUUGUUAUUAUGAAAUCGAAUAACACCAAAGUUGGGGGCGUUGAGAUUGAAAUUUUGAAUACUUUAGCACAGAAAAUGAAAUUUGAGCCAAAAUUAUAUCAAUCGCCUAAUCCUGAUUUACAUAAAUGGGGUGGAAAACUAAGUAACGGUUCUUUUUCCGGUCUCCUUGGUGAGAUGGUACACGGGAAAGCGGAUAUGGCUUUGGGAAAUUUGCAAUAUACACCUUACCAUUUGGAGUUAACCGAUUUGAGUAUACCAUAUACAGCACAAUGUUGGACAUUUCUAACUCCCGAGGCUCUGACUGACAAUUCUUGGAAAACCCUUAUUUUACCUUUUACUCUUCAUAUGUGGAUUGUUGUAUUGAUGGUGUUAUUUGUGACCGGAUCAAUAUUUUAUGGUCUCGCCAUGUACUACAUACACCUUCUCGAUUAUAAGGCAGAAAGUGUCAAUAUUAAAAAAGAAAAAAAAUACUACGAUACAAAACCUGUUGGCUUGUAUUUAUUUGGUGAAAUAACUAACAGCAUUCUUUAUACCUAUGGAAUGUUACUUGUCGUUUCUUUACCCAAAUUACCUACUGGUUGGUCAAUACGUUUACUGACUGGAUGGUAUUGGUUGUAUUGCAUACUUUUAGUUGUAUCGUAUAGAGCCAGUAUGACUGCUAUUUUGGCUAAUCCAGCCCCAAGGGUCACUAUCGAUACUCUGAAAGAGUUAGUUGAUAGUAGAAUUGCCUGUGGAGGAUGGGGCACUGAGACGAAGAUGUCUUUUGAACAGUCAUUAGACGAGAUUGGUCAAGAGAUAGGAAAACGGUUUGAAGAGGUCAACGACCCGGAAAUAGCUGCACAAAAGGUCGCUAAAGGCAUCUUCGCGUAUUACGAUAGUUCAGAUUACCUAAAAUAUUUAAGUGUCAAGCGAAAAAAUGAUAUGAACUUUGAGAAUACCACAUCAAAUAUAACAAAUUAUUCGAAUGAAAGGAAUUUACAUAUAAUGUCAGAUUGUGUUGUGAAUGUACCGAUUUCUAUUGGUUUUCAUAAGAAUUCGCCUUUGAAGCCCUUGGCAGAUGUCUACAUUAGACGGAUAGUUGAAGUUGGGCUUGUAGAGAAAUGGUUAAAUGAUGCUAUGUAUAAAAUAAGAUCUAUGGACACUACUGAAGAAGAAGUUAAAGCUUUGAUUAAUUUGAAAAAACUAUACUGCGCUUUCAUAGCUCUUGCAAUUGGAUAUACUUUAAGCUUCAUUUGCCUUGUCGGUGAAUGGCUGCAUUGGCGUUAUGUGGUAACAAAAGAUCCAAAUUUCGACAAAUAUGCAUUAGAUAAAUAUUAUAAGAAUAAAAAUAAAAAGACU
Brenthis ino (lesser marbled fritillary) is the source of this 1926-nucleotide messenger RNA. The record is from the annotation of a GenBank genome assembly. NCBI's taxonomy places the organism in Eukaryota, Metazoa, Arthropoda, Insecta, Lepidoptera, Nymphalidae.